Molecule: messenger RNA, 1545 nt
Organism: Pipistrellus nathusii (Nathusius's pipistrelle)
Lineage: Eukaryota; Metazoa; Chordata; Mammalia; Chiroptera; Vespertilionidae
Source: the annotation of a GenBank genome assembly
AUGAGCUCCCCCAUCAGGAAGAGCCGCUCCCUGGUCGCCUUCCUGCAGCAGCUGCGCAGCCCCGGGCAGCCCCCCAGACCCGUGACAUCCACGGCGUGCGCGCCCCCUCGGCCGCCCGAGGUGCCCCUCUGCCCGCUGCUGGGAAGCGGCGAGGCGCAGAGCGCGGCCGCCCUGCCCGGCCCCACCAACUGGCCGCUGCUGGGGAGCCUGCUGGAGAUCCUCUGGAGAGGGGGGCUCAAGAAGCAGCACGACACUCUGGCGGAGUUCCACAAGAAGUAUGGCAAGAUCUUCCGCAUGAAGCUCGGCUCCUUUGACUCGGUGCACCUGGGCUCGCCCGGCCUGCUGGAAGCGCUGUACCGCACCGAGAGCGCAUACCCGCAGCGGCUGGAGAUCAAACCCUGGAAGGCCUAUCGCGACUACCGCCAGGAGGGCUACGGGCUGCUCAUCCUGGAAGGAGAAGACUGGCAGAGGGUCCGGAGUGCCUUUCAGAAGAAACUAAUGAAACCGGUGGAGAUUAUGAAGCUGGACGGCAAAAUCAAUGAGGUCUUGGCUGAUUUUAUGGGCAGACUGGACGAGCUCUGUGAUGAGAGAGGCCACGUUGCAGACUUGUACAGUGAGCUGAACAAAUGGUCAUUUGAAAGCAUCUGCCUUGUGCUCUAUGAGAAGAGAUUUGGGCUCCUCCAGAAGAACGCCGGGGAUGAAGCCUUGAACUUCAUCAUGGCCAUCAAAACAAUGAUGAGCACAUUUGGGAGGCUGAUGGUCACCCCGGUGGAGCUGCACAAGACCCUCAACACCAAGAUCUGGCAGGCCCACACGCUGGCCUGGGACACGAUUUUCAAGUCAGUCAAAUCUUCCAUUGACCGCCGGCUGGAGAAGCAUGCGGAGCAGCCCGGCGCGGACUUCCUCUGUGACAUUUACCACCGCAACCAGCUCUCCAAGAAAGAGCUGUACGCCGCCGUCACGGAGCUCCAGCUGGCGGCCGUGGAGACGACAGCAAACAGCUUGCUGUGGGUCCUCUACAAUUUAUCCCGUAAUCGCCGCGUGCAAGAAAAGCUGCUGGAGGAAAUUCAGAGCAUCCUGCCUGAGGAUUGGGUGCCGCGGGCAGAGGAUGUGAGGAAUAUGCCGUAUCUAAAGGCCUGUCUGAAAGAGUCCAUGCGGCUCACCCCCAGUGUGCCGUUUACAACCAGGACUCUUGACAAGGAGACUGUUCUGGGUGAAUAUGCUUUACCCAAAGGAACGGUGUUGAUGCUAAAUACCCGGGUGUUGGGGUCCGACGAAGAAAAUUUUGAAGACGCCAGUCAGUUUAGGCCGGAACGGUGGCUUCAAGAGAAGAAGAAGAUCAACCCAUUCGCCCACCUCCCGUUUGGCGUUGGGAAGAGAAUGUGUGUGGGGCGCCGGCUGGCUGAGCUCCAGCUGCACCUGGCCCUCUGCUGGAUCGUCCGCAAAUACGACAUCGUGGCCACGGACCACGAGCCCGUGGAAGUGCUGCACUUGGGCAUCCUGGUGCCCAGCCGGGAGCUCCCCAUCGCCUUCUGCCAGCGAUAA